AUGCGUGCGAAUAUUCGUGAGCACACCCAAUUCUUUUGCUCAGGAGGCAUAGCCAACAAUAAGAUGUUGGCAAAAUUAGUUUGCGCUCGUCACAAGCCUCGACAACAAACAGUACUCCCAUUCGAAUUUGUUCCGAUCGUUUUCGAAGACACUUCUAUUGGAGAUGUGCGUAUGCUGGGAGGAAAACUUGGUCACGCACUACAGGAUCGCUUUGCUAUCGGUACUAUGGCACAGCUCGCAGCCGUUCCGUUUGAAAAGAUUGAACAAUAUUUCGGAAGCCAAGCACAAUGGAUUCAUCAACUGGCCAAAGGAUUCGAUGAUGAACCGGUGAAACCACGCGAUUCUCAACAAUCGAUAGCUGUCAGCAAAAAUUUUCCCGGAAAGAAUAAAUUGGAAACCGUUCCAGAAGUGCGAAGAUGGAUUGAAGGUUUAUCAAAAGAACUCUCGAAACGUCUUGUAGCUGAUCAGGUCAAGAAUAAGCGAACAGCAGAGAAUGUCGUGUUUGGGAUAUUGAAUAACACCCGAACUUCAAAAACGCUUAAAAUCUCCUCCUACAACCCUCAAGUGCUUGCCGAUGUUAUGUGGUCUGCAGCGAAAAAUUUCAACCGAGCCCCACUCAAUAGCGAUAAGUGGGAUCCACCAAUUUUUAAUCUCUAUAUGAGCGCUUCUCGGUUCGUAAGUGGCGUCAGUGCUCAAAACCAAAGCAUAAUGGAGUGGGUGGAAAAACGCCUGAAGCCAGGCGGAGCUGGAAGUAGCAUGCUCGAAUCAACCGACCAAUCCGCUCCAGAUCCACGAGUCUUCGUUAAGGGAGUGUUGAAGCCAUCAAGUCACCUGGAAGUUCCUGGCCCGUCUGGUGGCACGAUUUCUGAAAGCGACUCUCCAAUCAAAACGACUGCAACGGUAAAGUCUGCCGGUGCAGAACCCGAAGUGGAUGAAGAUGGCUGGCAGGUGUACAACCCUCGCGCCUUUGAAGCUUCUUCAGACGCAGUCCCUGCUCUGGAACUUAACGACAUUGGUGUAAUAUCUCCGUCUGUCUUUCAAGAACUUCCGGAAAACAUCAAAGCAGAAUUAGCCCACUUCCAUAAACUGGACCAGGCGAAAAAAUUAAAAGCAGCAGCAGAAGAACGUGGUAAUAACAAGUCGCAAGGAAAGAAACGACCUGUGAGACUUGAGGCGAAAGAACCACCGCCAAAAAAGAAGCUCGACGCGUUUUUCAAGAAAGAGUAA
This is a messenger RNA of Haemonchus placei, 1227 nucleotides long. The record is from the annotation of a GenBank genome assembly. Lineage: Eukaryota; Metazoa; Nematoda; Chromadorea; Rhabditida; Trichostrongylidae.